AAGAGACAGAGACACUCAGAGGAAGGUCAGCAACACACCUCUAACAAAGAUUGAAACAUGGGAUCUUCAAUGCCUAAACUAGAAUUUGUCACAGUUUUAGCAGACAAACAUGUGAAAACUGGAGAAGACAUCAAACUUAGCUGUGAGGCAAACGCAGAGGAAUUAAUGGUAACUUGGGAAAAGAAUGGCCAGAAAUUGGAUUGUAUACAGGGCCAUAUGUCCAUGAAACAAACUGGUAAAUCAUUUGCCUUGGAAAUCAAGAAUGCUGAGGAGGGAGAUGAAGGGAAAUACACUCUAAUCCUGAGGAACAAAUGGGGCAAUGUCUCAUGCUCUGCCAUGGUCACUGUUGAACUCAAUGAAUGGAGGACAGUAGAAUGGAAUCAAGUUCAAAUGGUCAAUACCCUCAAUGCUUUUAAAAUUAGGGAUGACAAGGUCAAAGAGCUCCGCUUCCUUCUGCAUGGACCAAUUGGAGCAGGAAAAUCCAGUGUCAUAAGCUCCAUUAGAACCAUCUUUGGAGGACGCAUUCAUGUCGAUUGUCCUGCUUCUUCAGAAAUAACAGAGUUUUCUACGAGUCACACAUUACAGUUUGAAAAAUAUCAAUUUCGAAAUGCGCAGGAUGGAUUGCUUCCUUUUGCCUUCAUUGAUGUUAUGGGUGUAGAAAGUAGAGAACAUAAUGGGGUGCACAGUGACGACAUCAUCCACAUUUUAAAAGGUCACAUCAAACAGGGUUAUGUGUUCAACCCUGUGAAGCCAAUGACUAAAGAUAGCCCAUGUUACCUCAAAAACCCCAGCAUGAAUGAUAAGAUCCACUGCUUGGUGAACGUUAUACCAGCAGACAAACUCUCAAUGAUUAAAGAUGACUUCAUAAAAAAAAUGAAGACAGUUGGAGAAAAAGCAAUCAGAAUGGGAAUCCUUCAGGUGGUCUUGAUGACGAGAGUGGACUGUGCAUGUCCACUGACAAAGAAAGAUCUGCGCAAUGUCUACAAAAGCAAGAAGAUCAAGGAAAAAAUGCGUGAGUGUAGUGUUUUACUGGGUGUCCCAGUGAACCAUGUCUUCGCUGUGUGCAACUAUCAUGAGGAGACAGAAAUCAAAGAGGAGAAAAACUGCUUGAUGCUACAUGCCUUAACAAAGAUUGUACAGUGGGCUGAUGACUACAUAGCCAGAUAUUCCAACACACAAACAUCUGUUGAAGGUUAGGUUUUGAUCUGUUAUGGGAUAAAAUUAACUACUGAGAAAAUAAAGGCCUUGCAUCAUAAUUUCAUGAUAAGCUAUUAUUCAGAUAUCUUGUAGAUACUGUAAAGAGUGGCUUACUGUAGUACACUGGGUAGCACUAGAA
Messenger RNA from Colossoma macropomum (tambaqui), 1336 nucleotides. RefSeq names its product interferon-induced protein 44-like. The record is from RefSeq and is a predicted model, not a curated record. The transcript has 9 exons. Lineage: Eukaryota; Metazoa; Chordata; Actinopteri; Characiformes; Serrasalmidae. Bases 58 to 1197 code for a protein of 379 amino acids.